This is a messenger RNA of Arvicanthis niloticus (Nile rat), 4544 nucleotides long. RefSeq names its product inhibitor of growth family member 5 (gene Ing5). The record is from RefSeq and is a predicted model, not a curated record. Gene Ontology annotation, biological process: regulation of DNA-templated transcription; positive regulation of apoptotic signaling pathway. Gene Ontology annotation, cellular component: nucleus. Gene Ontology annotation, molecular function: chromatin binding. Lineage: Eukaryota; Metazoa; Chordata; Mammalia; Rodentia; Muridae.
UCGCGCAGACCCCGAGCGUGGCCGCAGCGAAGAUGGCGACUGCCAUGUACUUGGAGCACUAUCUGGACAGCAUUGAGAACCUUCCCUGUGAACUUCAGAGGAACUUCCAGCUGAUGCGAGAGCUAGACCAGAGAACAGAAGAUAAGAAAGCAGAGAUCGACAUCCUGGCUGCAGAGUAUAUUUCCACAGUGAAGACUCUUUCAUCAGCCCAGCGUGUGGAGCACCUCCAGAAGAUCCAGAGCGCCUACAGCAAGUGCAAGGAGUACAGUGAUGACAAGGUGCAGCUGGCCAUGCAGACCUACGAAAUGGUGGAUAAACACAUCCGAAGGCUUGAUGCUGACCUGGCACGUUUUGAGGCUGAUCUGAAGGACAGAAUGGAUGGAAGUGACUUUGAAAGCACUGGACCACGGAGCUUGAAAAAAGGUAGGAGUCAGAAAGAAAAAAGAAGCUCCCGGGGCCGAGGCAGGAGGACAUCAGAAGAGGACACCCCAAAGAAAAAGAAGCAUAAAAGCGGGUCUGAGUUUACUGACAGUAUCCUAUCUGUGCACCCCUCUGAUGUGCUGGACAUGCCUGUGGAUCCGAACGAGCCUACAUACUGCCUGUGCCACCAGGUGUCCUACGGGGAGAUGAUCGGCUGUGACAAUCCGGAUUGUCCCAUUGAGUGGUUUCACUUUGCCUGUGUGGAUCUCACCACAAAGCCCAAAGGAAAGUGGUUUUGUCCACGAUGUGUUCAGGAAAAGAGGAAGAAGAAGUAAAGAAGAGGCUGUGUGCCAGGCCGAAGAGCAAGCUAAUAUAUUUCCUCACUCAUGUUGCAAUAUUAUCUUUCAUUUUAAAACUACCUUAUUUCGACUGAUAUUUAAUAACUCAGUGGCCAGUUGUAAUUUUGGAUAUUUCCUAAAACAAGAAGCCGCUGCACCAUUUGCACAGAACAAUCUCCUAGGGACUUGCCACAGUGACUUUAGGAGCAGGCUCCCCCAUCCCGCAACCUCCCAGCACCGGGAAUGGCCACUAUCAGUGCUGUGUGUCAGUUUGGGCUGUAGGCAAAGUGCAUGGUGCAGGGUGGACACAUUUUAACCUGUUUACUGCCACUGCUUUGUGAUGAGAGGGUCAGCCUUGAGUGUCCACGGUUUCCAGGACUGUCUGUGGCAGCACACCUGUUGCUCUGUGAGUAAAGUAUUAUCAGGCACUGUUCUGUGCUGUGCUCUAACCCUGACUGGAGACCAGGGACUCUUGGCCAAGAUCCCUCUGUUGUGUCUGGAAGGGACGGGGGCACUUCCCAGGUGGAAGUGUUCUCCGUUGUCGUGUGCACCACCUUUUCCUGUGAGCUUCCAGCCCUCCCUGGAGAUUGUGUCUCCAUUAGCCUCGGACUGUCAGUUACCACAGCCAGCACUGCCCAGCGGCGGACAGACAGCCAGGCUGAACUUCCUGCUCUGUUGGGAUUCCCGCCUAUUUUUUUACUGUGAAGAUGAAAUUAUUGUACUAGCAUGAAGGUCAUGGGUCUGUGUGUCUAUGAAGUGAGUCAGUCUGCUGUGAGCUGAUUGUAGAUCUCUGCUGUGUUGCAUCCCACUAGACCAGCAGCUUACGUUCAAGGGACUAUGAUUAUGUGACAUGAUUUGUGAUUCUGUGUGCCCAAUAGCAGUUCUGGAAUGAAGGUAGGAAACUAGAGUGUACUCUUUGUUUAACCACUGUCCACAAAACCAGUGUUGGAACUGUCUUGAAAUAGUUGAGGGGAUAUAUACACAGGGCCUGGUGAGCUGCAUCUGUGGUGGUUCCUUUAGUGUGACAGGAUCCUGAGCUAAUGUUGACUUAGAAUCCUCUGGCAUGUUCUUCAGUAACUCAGGCUCUCAGAGAAGAAUUAAGAGAGCCCAACUGGUUCUUUGCCUUGCCUCAGAAAAAGACCUGCAAGACAGCUGGGUUAUGCAAUUUCUAAUGUAAGGAGGGGCCUGCUUUUUAUAUAGCAACAGGUACAUUGUUUUCUUAUGAUGGUCACAGACAAAGCAGAAGGGAGUUGUCUCCGCCCAUCCCAUGUCAUCAUGGUCAGGUUCCUACUGGACAGCAGUGGCUGUGUUUGUGCUACUGAAUAAGUUGGUCCAUGUUGACCUUUCCUGGACAGUAGGUACCAGGCAAGUUUGCUGCAGUUGAUAGGCAGUUGCCCAAGUUUCUCUCUAGGCUAGGAAGAGCUUUGGGAAUGGGGCUGGCAUUCUUCUUGGGGAACCCUCUCAAUGUCAGAUUAGAUAGACAUAACUUAGCCUUUAAGGGUUGGUUGUGAGGGUAAAUUACAGGAAUUUUUUCCCCUUUUUUUCCCCCUAUAAAAAAGACUAGGUCUCAUGUAUCCUAGGCAGGCUUUGAACUCCAGUGUAGCUGAGAAUAACGUUGAUCUUUUGAUCUUCCUUCUCCUCCCGAAUGCUGAAGUUACAGGUGUGCACCAAUAGGUCUAGCUUUGCAAUGUUAGGGACCAAACCCAGAACUUUUUUUAGUUUGGUUUUUCAAGACCGGCUGGCUCUCUCUGUGUAGCCCUGGUUGUCCUGGUACUCACUCUGUAGACCAGGCUGACCUCAAACUUAGAGAUUCUCCUGCCUCUGCCUUCCAAGUACUGGGACUAGGACUAGAGGCAUGCCCCACUGCUGCCAGCUCCAACCUAGAACUCUGCAUUAGGCAAGCAUUCUGCAGAUUGAGUCACACCCCAGCCUUUUCUUUAUUCUUUUACCAUUUGUUUUCUUUCUUCAGUGCUAGGGGUUAGGCCUCAUGCUUCCUUUUAAUCUUAAAUUUUAGAUUAUUUAUUUAUUUAUUGGGAGGCAGGGCUUUAUUAUGUAAAAGACUAGCUUUGAACUUGCAGUCAUCCUGCUGUAGCUAGGAAAUGUUGGGAUUUCCGAUGUGUGCCCUCAUGUCUGGACCACCUUUUAACAGUUUCUCUAAGUACAGGAAGUUUUUAAUCAAAUCUUGCCUGACGAUGCCUUAGAGACUGGGUCAAUACUAGAGAUUCAGCCUGAGGCAGCUGAGCCCUUUGAUGGUCAGGAAGAAGUGGUGUCUGCUGGUGGAGGUGUCAGAGGCUGGGUCAGCUUCAUCUUCUGGCUCCCUGAGGUCAUGCUGGCUUUUCCCCUGAGUUCUUCUACCUGGGGCCAUCCUACAUAUUGGCUCUGACUUUUAUUUAUUUUGUAAGUUUCUAUGAUUAUCUGCUUUUUCUUUUUGACAGUUAUAAUGUCAUGAAAAUAAGCUGCAUACUGCUUCGAAAAACCAGAAUUCGUGAGUUUGGGGAUUUAACUCAAUGGUGGAAAAACUUGCCUAACAAGUGUGAAGCUCAAUGUGGCGUUAGCUGCAUGUAGGUGAACAAAGCUGCCUUCCAAAAGUGAUGCCCUGGCAACAAAAUGUGUGUGUUGGGGGGGAAGGGGGGUGGCGGAGGGGGGAGCAGAAAGGAAACUCUUUGGGUCAUUGUUAGUACCCUGAUGGAAGGCUUGUUCCCGCUGUUACUAUGUGUGAGCAAGGAGGAAACUCAAGGAAAAGUCCCAGCACCAGUUCUGCCUCAGGUGCUGAGAAGCCGUGUGCACACCACUCAGCCCUGUUCCAGAAGCCCUAGUGUCUCCAUCAUUGGACCAGGCCUCAUUCAUGCCUGCCUGUCGAGAUCUGGCUCUUGAGCUAUCCGAACUUCAUAAAAAGAGUGGGUAGGGUGACCCCCACAGGUCACUUUGGUAGCUGCUUUGCCUGAGCCAAGGCUGAGUCCUCCCUGUGUAGUUCCCCUUGUAAGUACAUGAGUGUUUUGCUGAGAGGAGAGGAGUCAUCUUCCUUUUUUUCUGUGCACAUUAUCAGUAGUUUCUUAGAAAAGAAGCAUGAUGAAUUAAUAAAAAACUGAGCCCCCAGAUCUGUGAACAUGUUAGUGGUAUGAUGGUCCAAGCAGCGCUGACCACUCACCUAUCCAGUAGGUGGGGUCAGAAGGAGACAGGCUACCAGCCAUGUCUUCCACUCUGCAGUGAAGAGCCCUGUGGUGUGAGGGUUUGUGGAUGGCUGGCGAAGUGGGCACCUGCUUGCUCCUGUGUAUAUAGCAUCUUGCCUUCUGUCCCUCACCUGUCCCAAGAAGGCCUUGGCAGGAAUGCUUCAAGCAAUAACAUCAUCUAGACAGCAACUCCUCCCAUGUGGUUGCAGUGCCAAGGUUGGCCCUUAGGGGGCUGGGAGGUUAGGUAGGUCUUCAGGGUUUGAAAUCUAACAGUGAGGAACAUUUGUUUCAGGCUUUGAAACCCUGUUUUCUAUGAACAGAGAUUGGUCUUCGCUGUCUAUGCUGAGAGGAGCUUUAAAGUAGGGGAGGUCUAAGAAAUGUCUUUUCCCUUAGAAUGUGCUGUGGUGUUUGGUCUUCACCACACUCCAUCCAUCAGGAUGAUUCAGCUUUAACAUGAAUGUCACAUUUUAUUUUCAAGGAAUUAUUAUUACCUAUGUCCCUUUGUAAAGGAGAGAUACUAUUGUAAAUCUUUUUAUUAAAUAAUGUAAAGAUGUAUAUCUGUAUUUUUGGAUCAUGGAUUAUGGAUAUAUUGUUUAAUAAAUAAAGUAUUUUUGGG